This is a messenger RNA of Letharia lupina, 1533 nucleotides long. RefSeq lists its product as uncharacterized. NCBI's taxonomy places the organism in Eukaryota, Fungi, Ascomycota, Lecanoromycetes, Lecanorales, Parmeliaceae. Bases 1 to 1533 code for a protein of 510 amino acids. The record is from RefSeq and is a predicted model, not a curated record. The transcript is spliced from 2 exons.
AUGAAGAUUAGGGAAGAAAUAAAGAGGGAAAUAGACGGCCUGCUCCAGGAUUUUGACACCAGGUGGGUGCAAAGAUUCGAUGAAUUGCUUUUGCAGCAGACUGCACUAUUUGAUGGGAGGAACGACACCGGCAGACCAGAUCUAAAUGACUCAAACGCACAACUUGCUCUGCCAGUCUUCACACCGCAAGUCUAUUUAGCAGACUUCGUCUCAGAUCCGCAGACUCUGCUCGAAUUCCGGAAUGAGGCUUUCCCACAGCUUCAGCGAUUUGAUCAGCGAGAAAGUUAUAUUAGAGCAGGCAGCCGUCUUCUGACCGCCUAUGACUGGCAGCACUGCGUGGCUUUGCUGAGACAUCCUAGUAUGAGAAGCUGGAUGUCGACUGAGAAGUCCGGAAUCCUAUGGGUAGACACGUACCAAAGCCACAAGCUAGACUGGGCUUCUGUCUUUUCCACACGCCUAGCAGAUGAUUGCGCACGACUUGAUUACUCCAUGGCAUUAGCACAUUUUUGCCAAGGACACUCCACAGGAAAUGCGAUUACCACAGCCGCUAUCCUGAUUCAGUCUUUGAUCUCCAAAUCUAUCUCACUCCAUCAUGAGCAAUUCACAGUUCGGACGGUUGAACUGACUCAACAGCAUUUUCAAGAUGCGCAAAACGAUGUAGAAGAACUCUGGGCGUUGUUUCUAGAAAUCCUCGAGGUAGCAGCAAAAGGGAAGUGUGUAUGGAUCGUUGUCGAUCACGUCGAUAUCCUACAGCAGGAGACGAAUCGGAAGGGGCUGGAAAACGCACUUGCGCUCCUCAGAAAUCUCAACGCAUUGGCAGAUGACCCUGCUAUAACAGUCAAAAUUCUUAUCGCCGCCAGAAUACGGGAUGCUGCACGUCUAUCAACGAAGAUUGCAGAAGCAAGGAUCUUGGCUAGUCGCCAUGCUAUCAUAACCGUUCCUAGGGGCCAUCAUCGGAAUGAAGCUACACUCUUAAAGUCGUCGAAGAAAAUCUCACGGCUACCGGAGCCAAACGUGUCUCUAAACUUCCUACGAGCCUCGCAUACAGCUAAGAGGAAGCCGGAAACGGCGACUGCGCCAAAGGAGGUUGAUGAUGAUACUGGGGAGUCGGAUUCUGCCUCGUUAUUCGACCCUUUCGCAAGCUCCGACGACAGUGAACCAACAACUAGAAGCAAAAAGGCGGCUCAGCAUUCUUGUUCUAGUGAAGACAGCGCUGAUGAAUACUUCUCUCAAACGAGGCCAUUUGGCGAUUUUGCUAAGGAGAUAGGAUGGGAAUCCACAGACGAUGAGGAUCAUUUGAGAAAGCAAGCUAUAUCUCCUCUUACACCAAAGAUCGUGGUCGCAUUCUCGGAGCAUUCACCACGCAGCGGGGCCUCCAGGUCAGGAUCCGACAAGGAUGGUGUUAACGCCGGUGCCAACGAAAUGCAAGCACAACCCGACCUGUCAACACCUAAGGCAGCAGAUUCUGGAAGCAUGUCCCAAAUCCAUAACAGUCUUCCGAAUGACAGUGACAGCGAUGGCGCUUUCGUCUAG